UUUUCCUUACAUCGACAGCGGUCGACUCGUUCACUAAGUUAUUCGUGAAUGAACUUACGCUGAUGGAUUUUACGUGUUUGUUGUAGUAGAAUGUUUUUGUGAGUGAUGGUUAAGUGAAACUGAACGACGUUUCUAACUUGGAUUUUACUGACACAAAAUUAUUUGUUUACAAGAGCGGCGAUGGCAAUAGGCGGCGCCAUGGAUGCCUGUGGGAGAUGUAUGAAAAUAUCCCUGGUGGUCAUUAAUAUGCUAACUUUUGUGGGUGGUGCGAUAGCUCUGGCUGUCGGUUUAUGGGUAUGGGUGUCAAGGUCGUUUCCAAGCACACUCAUGAGCAACAAUAUGUUCAUCGCGUCAGUGGCAGUGGUGGUGGUGAUGGGCGCUGCAAUGAUGAUAUUAUCCCUUCUCGGCUGCUGUGGAGCAGCUAAGGAAGUCAAAUGCAUGUUACUAACGUAUUACAUAUUGGUAUUCAUCAUGUUCGUGGUGAUGCUGGUAGGCGGCAUCCUGUUGUUCGUGUUCAGGGAGAAGGUGCUCAUGACCCUCGAGAGAGAGAUGCACGCCUCUAUCCCUUAUUAUGGAGUGAGGCAUGAGUAUACACGGGCGUGGGACGAAACGCAAACUAACCUCCAGUGCUGCGGUGUAAAGAGUUACAAAGACUGGAACGAUAAUGUUCCUGAGAGCUGCUGUCGAGAAAUCUACCCGGGGAAACGACAGGACUGCAAGUAUUCACAAAAUCCAACAACGAUGUACAUGGAUGGUUGUAUUAGCAAAACAGUAGAAUUAUUGCGAGAAGAUGCAGUUUUCGUGGGAGCUGUAGCUAUAAUUGUAGCUUUGAUAAUGGUGCUGGCCCUCAUAUUUUCUUGUGGAUUAUUCGUGAAAAUAGAGUGACGAUAUAGGAGAAAAUAUAUUUUGGUGACUAUUUUGUUUGUUAAUCAGAAUGACUGCUGAGUAUAAUUACAUUGUUAUGCGACCGAUCGAUUGUCUGGUGUCAUACUGUGCAUUACAUUUUCUAAUUUAUUUUCUAAAUGUAGGUACAUACUUAUAAUAAAAUUUUAUAUUGAUUUUCA
Molecule: messenger RNA, 1064 nt
Organism: Vanessa tameamea
Lineage: Eukaryota; Metazoa; Arthropoda; Insecta; Lepidoptera; Nymphalidae
Product: tetraspanin-9-like
Exons: 6
Coding region: 181-885 (234 amino acids)
Cellular component (GO): plasma membrane
Source: RefSeq, a predicted model, not a curated record